Salarias fasciatus (jewelled blenny) is the source of this 5687-nucleotide messenger RNA. RefSeq names its product muscleblind-like splicing regulator 1 (gene mbnl1). The transcript is spliced from 12 exons. Gene Ontology annotation, molecular function: RNA binding; metal ion binding. Bases 1189 to 2436 code for a protein of 415 amino acids. Gene Ontology annotation, biological process: regulation of RNA splicing. Lineage: Eukaryota; Metazoa; Chordata; Actinopteri; Blenniiformes; Blenniidae. Gene Ontology annotation, cellular component: nucleoplasm; cytoplasm. The record is from RefSeq and is a predicted model, not a curated record.
GGGAGUCAGGAGAGACGGAGCCCAGCCCGCCAGCACCGCGCUGCACAACCCAGCUCAGCCACUUGAAGAGGCAGGGGAGGGGAGACACUAGCGCACAUAACCAACGCUGCAGUGCACGCACACACACACACAGACGCACAGACAAACACUCCUCCUCUCCCUCUCUCUCUACCUCCCUCUCUCUCUCUCUCUCUCUCUGGUGCUCAGCUCUGCACAGCUCCUCCACUCAUUCGCUGCUGAUUCACUGGCUUGCCUCCUCUGCCAGUCGCUCUGCCUCGCUGUGUUCUGCCUGCCUGCCUGAGAAUGGUCCAGCCGGUGCCUGGGGGUCUGCUGUCGCGGCCUGUCUGAAUACACGCGUUCACGUAGAGAGCCAGCCGACACGCGGAAGCACACACACACACACUGGAGAGCAAUGUGAGAGAGGAAGUGCCUUCCCUGAUGUCUGCUGCAGCUUUGACCUGCUUCUACAGCUGAAGCUCCACCCCGCCCCCCGCCUCGCUCGCUUGCUGCCACAGUAACACGAGUGCAAGGACAACAACCACACCCUCCUCGCAGCCCGCGCACCAACGGCCCAUCCGCCCCCGCCACCAUCCAGCCUCUCCUCACCCGACGGCCCUGCCGCCCAGAGCUCCACAGCAGCAGCAGCAGCAGCAGCAGCAGCACGCCCCCAGGCCACGCAGCAUCUCACCCACCUGCCUUUCACCUUGGCCUUCAGCCCUCGGAGCCUCCACUCACUCCUCAGUGUCCUUAACCUUCCUGUACAGCAGGCUACACCCAGACUGUCACCUUCGUUGCCUGUUCCACUGCGCCGACGGCGACCGGUUCGGCCCCACGGUCUGUUUGCCACUUUAGCUUCGAGGAAUGUUGUAGGUGAGAACUUUGAGUAAGCAAUAAACGGCGAGCCAGAGAAAUCGAGCCCCGAUAAUUGGUGUCCUGGAUGUAAUCACUCUGUUGGGGGAAAUGAUCCAUUGACCUUCAAAACGAAACGUCGUCCAGCAACAUUUCACUUCGGAGAAGGAGCCGUCUCAAUCACUAGAAGCGUUUCCUUCUGAAUGUGCCACAGACAGUAACCGCACCAACGACAACACCCAGAAAAGCUCUUAGUGGUGGAUUAACGACACCAGAGGCGCUUCACCCGCUCCCCAGCACAUUUGGUUUCGGUGGAAUACCCUUCGCCAGGACCUCGCCAUGGCGGUCAACCUAACGCACAUCCGCGACACAAAGUGGCUGACACUGGAAGUAUGUCGGGAGUUCCAGCGCGGCACGUGUUCACGCUCCGACCAGGAGUGCAAGUUCGCUCAUCCGGCCAAGAGCUGCCAGGUGGACAACGGGCGGGUCAUCGCCUGCUUCGACUCGCUGAAGGGCCGUUGUUCCAGGGAGAACUGCAAGUACCUGCACCCCCCUCCCCACCUAAAGACCCAGCUGGAGAUCAAUGGCAGGAACAAUCUGAUCCAGCAGAAGAACAUGGUCAUGCUGGCCCAGCAGAUGCAGCUCGCCAACGCCAUGAUGCCCGGCACACAGCUCCCACCCAUGCCCAUGUUCUCGGUGACGCCGGGCCUGGCCACCAACGCCAGCGCAGCGGCGGCCGCCGCGGCCGCGGCCUUUAACCCCUACCUAAGCCCGGUGUCACCGGGCCUGAUGCCGCCGGAGAUCCUGCCCAGCACCCCCGUCCUCAUGGCCUCCAGCCCCGCCGUCAGCCAAGUCCCCAACGCCGCCGCUGCCGCCGCCCAGAAACUGCUGAGAACAGACAGACUCGAGGUGUGUCGGGAGUACCAAAGGGGGAACUGCUCUCGGGGGGAGAACGACUGCCGCUUCGCCCACCCCGCAGACAGCACCAUGAUCGACACCAAUGACAACACGGUCACCGUGUGCAUGGACUACAUCAAAGGCCGCUGCUCCCGGGAAAAGUGCAAGUACUUCCACCCGCCGGCUCACCUGCAGGCCAAAAUUAAGGCAGCGCAGCACCAGGUGAACCAGGCCACAGCCGCCGCGGCCAUGACUCAGUCGGCUGUCAAAUCACUGAAGCGACCCCUCGACGCAACCUUUGACCUGGGCAUCGCCCCUAGUGUCAUGGCUCCGCUGCCAAAGCGGGCAGCCCUGGAGAAGGCUAACGGGGCCUCUGCCGUGUUUAACACCGGCAUGCUUCAGUACCAACAGGCCCUGGCCAGCAUGCAGUUUCAGCAGCAGGCUGCUUUCCUCCCAUCAGGCUCAAUAUUGUGCAUGACACCUGCAGCAAGCGUUGUUCCCAUGAUGCACGGUGGUAGUCCAGCCACUGUGUCUGCAGCCACCACAUCUGCCACAAGCGUUCCCUUCGCAACUGCCUCCACCAAUCAGGACUCUUCCUUAUCAAAGUUGACUACCAACGAAUACAUGCAAUUGAUUCCAAUAAUAUCUGCAGAUCAUCUGAGUAGUCACAAGUACUUGACUCAAAUGUAGUUCCUCUGGAGAACAAUCAAAUGAAUGUGUGCUGGCACCGUCCACGCCAAAAGAGUUCAGCCUUUAUGUACAUAACCUUCAGAAUGUCAAGCAAUGGGACAAGGAGGGUCUGCCAUCUCUUAGCCGGUCCACCACGACGGUCUCAUCACACGAGCAAAACAUCAAGGGUACAACACGCGACGUGUGCCAUCCUCCCACAUAUCAGCACCGAUCAGGAGUCUGGUGUCAAAUCAACAUCCAGCUGAGAGGGAAGAGGAAGCCUCUGUCUGAUUGAAUCAUAGUGCUCACUUUGUUCUGAUUAUUAUCAUUACUGCAUGCUCAGAAGGUCAAGAGCGUUGUUACACGAGACAACAUCCAGUGCUGGUACGUUAGUAGACCAAGAUUUAUCUUUCCUUUAUUAUUUCUUCUGCUUUAUCUCUUCUUUAUAAAUGAAAAAUCGAUAGCCAUAUUUCAUCGUUUACAAGUGAAAUGCAAACACGCACCUUGAAUUUGAAUUGAAAUCUGAAAGGCACAAUGAUUUUACCAGGAAUUUUAUCAGCCAAAAGAAUUAGGCGUGUACAGUAUUGUGUUUUUACUGCUACUAGUAAGACUAGAUGUUGAAAUGAGGGUCUUGGACAUAUGAAUGUUCUGGGUAAACCAACAUACCUGUGUACCUUGAAAGCACAGCCAGGCGAGCUCCUUCUCAUCACGUCAUGUGCCACCGAGGCCGUACAGCUACAACCAGAGUGUUAUCUCAGCAGUGUUAUUUGUUUACCGAAGGUAGAAGUUUUCUAUGGCUCUCUUUUGUAUUAUUUUGUUUUCCAUUGUGAGUGUUUUUUUUUUUUUUUAAUCAGUUUUAGAAGUUGGGUUCUCACCAAAUUUAUUAAUAUUUUUUUGUUUUUGUAGUUUUGAAAUCAUAAGUGGAGGGUUGUGUGUUUUUUUUUCUCUCUCUAAAGUUUGUCGUACCUCUUUUCGUAGACGAGUGUUGUUUUUGUUUGUUGGGAUGACGUUGUUGAUCAAGUCCAUUGACUCUGAAGCCUGGUGAAGCGGAGCGUGGUGUUACCCUGUCAAACUGUGUUGGUGGGAAUCCCGGACAUAAAGGUCUAAUAGGUCAUUGAAGCCACACGUGCACUUGAACCAUUCUGUCUCUCACCUCCUUUGUGUUUUCGCCUCCCAUCCUAACGUGAACUCUCGUCCUGGAGGAGGCGCGUUAGCGUCCACGUGUAGAUCCGACUGCAAAUACCAAAGCACAGUUUUCUCCCUUCUCAGCGUCUUCUCACAGAAGCAUCUCUUUCAGAGGCUCAAACAAUUAAGGAAGCAUGUUAAUCAUCCUUCAGUCAUCACUUCCUGUUUUUAUUAGUUCACAUAGCGUGUCUUUACCGAUUGUAAUGUACCUAACGAAGCCUUAGAUUACAGUCAAAUGGACUUUCAAUCACCGUGCAGGUAAAGAGCACCAAUGAUGUUUUCUAGUUCUCACAGGCGACGCUUUAUGAUUUGUUUUUCUGUUUCUCUCUGUAAAAGUAACAAUUACUCUCUUAAAACUUCAUUGAACUUAUGUGUUAUGUACUACUUAAGGAUUUGAAUCUAUUUGAGGUAUGUAGUUUUAGACUUUUUUUUUGCCUUACUAUAUAUUACUUGACAACAUUGAUAUAGCCGUUGUAGAUGUUGAGGUAGUAUGACAUUCAUAACUUUUUCAAACCAUAUAAAUGAAAUGAUAAUGUGUUAGUUUUAAAUAUUCACUUCAUUCAUAUAGCUGGAUGUCUUUUUUUCAGUUGUCACAUAUAAUUGUGUUGAUGAAACCUUUUCUUUUUUUUUUUUUUUGAUACAAAGAAUGAGAUGAAUAAUCCCGCUGCCGCCCGCAGCGCCUCUUUUAACUUUAAUUCUCCUGGUAACAUGUCAACACCAUGUUUGAAAGUACUAUAUUGUAUUGAGAUCUAGAUUGUCCAUGUUUUAGAGUAAAAAUUAUUUUCUACUGUAUCCAUUUCAAGAAAAGAAAAAAAAAGAUAAUGUAUUUUUGUUUGAAUAUUUCUUAAGUUUGCCCUGAAUGUCAGGCCAAAACGAGCAGUUGACGGGUGUUUGGAUGUGUGGUGGAGAGUGAAGCGAAGACUCCUCCGGUCUGGACGAGUCCGAAAUGCUGCAGAGAAUGAGUUCUAACCUAAGGGACGAAGGUUGACUUUUUGCACUUCUGUAUAUAGUCAAAUGAACAGAGAAAAAAAUGUGUAUCAUAUUGAGAUAUUAUUUUGAAUAAAAAAAAGAUCUAUAAUUAUAAGGAAUUUUGUUAGAUUAAUUUAAAUUCUUAAAUUAGAAGACCAGCUGAAAAACAAAAAAAAAAAAUGCUUGCAAAGAAGGGCACUAGUUUCUUGGCCAAUGCAUUCAGAGAAAGCUAUGCGCUUUUUGUCUUCUUUUCUAAAGUGGCUGGUGUAUUGCCAGGGAAUGUUGUCGGGGAGCAGACGACCCCGCGUCACGCUAACUUCACCCCCGCCCGGGACGACACGUCCUCUAAAGGUCCACCACCCGUUUGAUGGACUUGGUCACGCAGUAUUGCUGCUCCCAUGGUACAGUUCAAACAGCAAUCUAUCGGAAAAAUGUAUAUUCUCUUCUAAGUUUGAUUUGACUGCAUGUUAAAUACAAAAGAAACCGCGUAGAUAUGUAAGGAAAGAGACCGGCGUCGGACUACAGAGUUUUUGUUCUCGUCAAAUGAUGCAUUCAGUAGAUCCCAUCCACAGCGGGGAGGAGUAAUACCUUCAGAGAAGUCACCUUACUCUUGUGUGAUUCAGAUAUUUUCCGAGCAGACAUGUUAUUUAAAGAAGGAUGAGACCUCGGCGCUCAUCCAGCCCAGAUGCGUCCUCACAGCCAUAUGUUUACCGCCCACGCUGACUGGCGAGCGGUCGCUCCUGCUGCCAUAGCUGUGCACUCAGCAGGUGAAGGCUCACCGCACCAAACGCUUGAUUGGCAAAUUAGUCCUGGAAAUGAAUGUAAGAGCGGCGGCUCGACGUGGAGGCUGCUGUGUAUAGUCGCUACAGAACCAAAGCACCAUUUUGUCCAAACCAGACUCUCUGUGUCUCUCUUCCCUGCUGGGCGCACAUGUUCGCUUUCACUGCUUCUUACUUGUAAGUGCACCCACCGAUUAUGUAUUCGCUAACAGUCGCCACACAAUAACGUACUAUUGUCUUCAGAUUUGUUUAUGCACAGUUUAUCGUUGCCAUAAUUGACUCUUGCUGUAUGGAUGAAAAAAAAAAUCUGAAUAAAACAACAUUUGAUUUGCUCAUGCA